CACACACUCACACCACCACCGCCACAAUGCCCAAGUCCAAGCGAAACCGCAUCAUUCACACUUCUGUCGUCCAAAAGAAGCCCGCCAAAGAGCGCAGCGAAGCCCUCUUCUCCUCCAUCCACGCCGCCGUCGACGAAUAUGCGCACAUUUUCGUCUUUUCCGUCGAAAAUAUGCGCAACACCUACCUCAAAGACGUGCGACAACAUUUUGCCGAUUCGCGAAUUUUCUACGGAAAAACCAAAGUCAUGGCCAAAGCCUUGGGGAGUUCCGUCGAAGAUGAACAUGCCCCCGGACUUGCGAAAUUGACGAAAUACCUGGCGGGAAAUGUGGGAUUGCUCUUUACCAAUCGUGCGCCAGAGGAGGUGUUGGAGUUUUUUGAAGGGUUUGUUGAGGUGGAUUUUGCGAGAGCGGGCGUCGUUGCUACGAGGACGUUUACUGUUCCCGCGGGGAUUGUGUAUUCGAGGGGUGGAGAAGUUGCCGUCGAGGAUGAUGUGCAACUUCCGCAUAGUUUGGAGGUGAUGGUGAGGAAGUGGGGCAUGCCGACGAGGUUGGAUAAGGGCAAGGUGGUGCUGGAUCAGGAGUAUACGGUGUGUCAGGAGGGCAAGCAGCUGAACAGCCAUCAAACGGCGCUGCUCAAGAUGUUUGGCGUGGCCAUGUCGGAGUUCAAGGUGGAUGUACAGGCAUAUUGGAGUGCGGCGACGCAGAGUGUCACCGAGGUUGGGGGCAAGGAUGGAGAUGCUAUGGAGGCAUAGCCCGUCUCCAUGCCGUUUUAAUAUGUUUUUCAUGGUACUUCAAAGAGAGGAGUUUGGCGCGACCGAAAAAGUGCACGACAUGGGACAUUAUAGUCAUUUCUUGUUCAAUGCUUGCAAGCGACUUGAGCGCGCUACGUACUUGCAUUUUUGUCAUAGCGAAGGCGCAGGAGGCGUUCUCUGCAGACUUUGACCGGCCUACAUUAAAAAAGUCGGCCUGUUCAAUGCACAAAAGUCAUGUCUCAAUUGCUGCUCCACAGUCAUGCGCCAUUCCUGCCUGUUUUGCCCCUUCAUUCCAGCGCCCUGUUCACAUUGCCCACAGAAAGCACCAUCUCGAACCAUCUACGACUCGGUGGUGAUCUUAGCCUUGCCGUUGGUGACCUUAACACCGAGCUGCUUGGCACGUGCAACAAUCUCUAUCCGCUUCCUCGAGGAGACAGCGUGUGCGAUCUCGGCAGCGUAGGUCUUGUUGUGCAUGAGGAGGAGGUCCAAGUCGCGGGUGUUGUUGACGAGGAAAGCCUUGUGGCCCGAAGGCAUCAUGUGGCGGGUCUUGAUGUUGCUACCGUAGCCGAUCUUUGGCAUAGCGGCCUGUCCCUUGAAGCGUCUGCGGACACGGUUGUCGAUUCCCUUGGGCUUUCUCCAUGAUGGGUCCACGCGCAUGAAGCGGUCGCUCUGGUGACGGUUGAAGCGCUUCGUGUGCUUCUUCACGAUCGGGACAUGCUUCUUGGCGGCAACCAUCUUUGCGGUGUUGCUGUGGCGUUAGUAAAAGUGUCGACGAC
Molecule: messenger RNA, 1528 nt
Organism: Sphaerulina musiva SO2202
Lineage: Eukaryota; Fungi; Ascomycota; Dothideomycetes; Mycosphaerellales; Mycosphaerellaceae
Product: mRNA turnover protein
Exons: 4
Coding region: 27-752 (241 amino acids)
Biological process (GO): rRNA processing; ribosomal large subunit assembly; ribosomal large subunit biogenesis
Cellular component (GO): preribosome, large subunit precursor; nucleolus
Molecular function (GO): RNA binding
Source: RefSeq, a predicted model, not a curated record